This is a messenger RNA of Echinostoma caproni, 519 nucleotides long. The record is from the annotation of a GenBank genome assembly. Lineage: Eukaryota; Metazoa; Platyhelminthes; Trematoda; Plagiorchiida; Echinostomatidae.
AUGUCUGCUAUUGCCGCUCAUCCGGUUGUGAAGAAAGUUGCAAAGGCGAAAAAAGCUCCUGCAAACCAUCCACCCUACGGUGAUAUGAUCAAGCAUGCUGUAAAGGAAUUGAAGGAACGCAACGGCUCGAGCCGUCAGGCUAUCACGAAAUUCAUCAAGGCUCACUACAAGGUAGAUGAGAAAGCCGAGAACCACAUCCGCCGGGCGUUGGUUGCGGCCGUGAAAUCGGGCAAACUGGUGCACACGAAGGGUAUUGGUGCAUCCGGUUCGUUCAAGCUGGCCGAGAAGGCGAUGAAAGCAAAAGCUGCUCAUCCGAAGGCGGUAAAGAAGCCGAAGACACCGAAGAAGACAGUGAAGAAGGUGAGGACCGUCACGCCGAAGGCUGCUGGUGCUAAGAAGCCUAAAUCAGUGAAACCGAAGACUCCAAAGAAAGCCAAGACUCCAAAGAAGCCUAAGUCUGUCAAACCCAAGAAACCGAUUGCGAAGAAGACUCCCAAGAAGGCGGUUGUGAAGAAGUAA